CACAACAGAAACAAACACAGGGCCAGCGCGAGGCAAGGCGGAGCGAGCUGCCUCGCGCGCGCGAGAACAUGGCCGAGGCAAAGGGAUCGCCGGCGUCCAACUCCGGCGGCGCGGCCGGCGUGGGAGGCGACUUCAUGGGCUCGGUGGGCCCGCAAGAUUCCUACCAGGCGCUCCUUGCGGCGGCCAUGGGCGGGUCCGCGCCGGGCGCCCCGAACGUCACGUACAACCACCACCACCAGUACUGCAACCCCGCCGGCCUGAUCCACGGGCCAAUGCCGGCGAUGCACGCGCCGCCCCCGCACGUGCACGCCGUACGCACGCCGCCGCCGCCGCACUGCGCCCAGUCAAACAACCAGCUCAUUCCCGCCGGAUACCAAUACCAAUACUGGCAAUCACCUGGCUCCCAGAAUGGCGUCGCUGCGGCGCAGCAGGUUCAGAGAGGUUUUGUUGCGGACUGGACUGUGUACAACAGCUCGUACAUGUCUCUUGCCUGUGGCAGCAGCAGCAGCAACAAUGGCUACCACCAGAGCUCGAGGCUAUGCUCCGCCACUACAUGGCCUAAUGCAAUGCCGAGGUACCCUUGCUACAGCGCUUACCCUCCUGCGAUACAGGAUCAUCAAGCUCCUUCCUACCAUCAGGGCAAUAAUCAUGAAGAAGAUUCAGGAUUUGGAUCUAGCUUCAGGGUGGAUCCACCAUUAGUAGCUGCUCCAUGUUUUCCACCAAUGUCUCCGGCAUCGAACAAUCACUCUCCCGCACAGUUCUUCGAUGAAGCUACAUACACCGAAAAAGUGAAGAGUGAAGCCAUGUAUAACAAGAAAGUGAAGAAUUCAGAGGAACCACCUGACAUGGAGAGUGAAAUCAGUGAUGAACUAGAUCCCACUCACACACCAGUAGAUGAGAAUCAGAACUUGAAUCAGGGCCAUGAAAGUUUGACUGCUAGGUUCAACUGUAGGGAAUACCGUAUUGUCUUGCGCAAGGAUUUGACGAACAGUGAUGUUGGAAAUAUCGGAAGAAUUGUGCUGCCAAAGAGGGAUGCGGAGGCUAACCUUCCAGCUUUGCUUGAACGGGAUGGCCUAAUACUAAAGAUGGAUGACUUCAAGCUUCCCGCUACAUGGAACUUUAAGUACAGGUUCUGGCCUAACAACAAGAGCAGAAUGUAUAUCAUGGAAAGUACUGGAGAAUUCGUCAAGUCCCAUAGUCUCGAGGCAGGAGACACACUCAUCAUCUACAAAAGCCUGGAGUCCGGAAAAUUUAUUGUCCGUGGAGAGAAGGCCGCUCAGCAGCGUGCUCCCCUACUCUGUCUGGAAUGCAAAGAGGAAGGCAACAACAGCGAAGAAUGCAGGUUCGCCAUGACCCUGCAUGCCAAGAGAACCUGAUAGAAGGCAGUUUCAUCGUAUUCAGCUCAGCAUUAGAGAGCUCCCAACACAAUGAUGGGUGCAUUUUGUCUUAUUAAAGAACAUCGAGAAUCAGUCGCAGAAAAAAAAAACGAGAAGCAUUGUCAAGAGCGUAUUGCCUGAAUUAUGAGCAUUGACAUGUUGUAGCAUUCGAACUGAAUUUCAGACAGAACCCCCCCGGCCUAGUAGCUGGUGAAUAGCUCUGGCCUCGAGAAAAAAAUAACUUUCCAGUUUUUAGUUAACUUAAUUUUGCUUAUCCGUGUAGCUGAUGUUUGCUAUGUAUUUGUACAAAAAAUAAUUUUACCUGUUG
Molecule: messenger RNA, 1704 nt
Organism: Lolium perenne
Lineage: Eukaryota; Viridiplantae; Streptophyta; Magnoliopsida; Poales; Poaceae
Product: putative B3 domain-containing protein Os04g0676650
Molecular function (GO): DNA-binding transcription factor activity; DNA binding
Source: RefSeq, a predicted model, not a curated record